This is a messenger RNA of Didymodactylos carnosus, 873 nucleotides long. The record is from the annotation of a GenBank genome assembly. Lineage: Eukaryota; Metazoa; Rotifera; Eurotatoria; Philodinida; Philodinidae.
GGAUUUUCCGAAGUUCAUCGUGCAUUUGAUUUAAAAGAACAACGUUAUGUUGCUUGUAAAAUACAUCAGUUGAAUAAAGAAUGGAAAGAUGAGAAAAAAGUCAAUUAUAUUAAACAUGCUCUUCGUGAAUAUAAUAUACAUAAACAUCUCGAACAUAAACGUAUUGUUAAAUUAUUUGAUGUAUUUGAAAUCGAUACAAAUUCAUUUUGCACGGUAUUAGAAUAUUGUCAUGGAAAUGAUUUAGAUUUUUUUCUUAAACAAAAUAAAACUAUACCAGAAAAAGAAGCACGUUCAAUAAUAAUGCAAACUAUAAAUGCACUAAAAUAUUUAAAUAUCGAAAUUAAACCACCAGUGAUUCAUUAUGAUUUAAAACCGGGCAAUGUUCUACUUGGAUCAGGUGAAAAGAGUGGUGAAAUAAAACUAACUGAUUUUGGUUUAAGUAAACAAAUGCACGAAGAUUCAUAUGAUGAUGUUGAUGGUAUGGAUUUGACGUCGCAAGGAGCUGGAACAUAUUGGUAUUUACCUCCAGAAGUAUUUGUUCAAGGUCCAAAUCCACCUAAAAUAUCAUCAAAAGUCGAUGUAUGGAGUGUUGGAUGUAUAUUUUAUCAAUGCCUUUAUGGUAAAAAACCGUAUGGUCAUAAUUUAUCUCAGGCAGCCAUAUUAGAUCAACAAACAAUUUUGAAUGCCAAAGAAGUUGUUUUUCCUAAUCGUCCACAAGUAUCGAAUGAAGCAAAAUUAUUUAUAAAACGUUGCCUAACAUAUAAUGUCAAAGAUCGUCCAGAUGUAAUUCAAUUAAGUGAAGAUGAGUAUUUAAAAUCUUAUCCAAGGCGUACAACAUCUACAUCAUCAUCUGUAUUAUUUUGUCCGAAAUAA